This is a messenger RNA of Mycena citricolor, 1185 nucleotides long. The record is from the annotation of a GenBank genome assembly. Lineage: Eukaryota; Fungi; Basidiomycota; Agaricomycetes; Agaricales; Mycenaceae.
GCAUAAUAUUUGAUUCCGAUCAUCAUAUACAUUCUUGUUCCCGACUAUAGCACUCCUCAGAACGCGCUCGCCCCGCAAGCCAUGCAAGGCGACCCAUCGUCCCACCCGGUCUACACCUUCCCGCCCCCUCGCGAUACCCGCGCCACGCUGCCGCCGAUCAAUCCUCAUAGCCAUGCGUCAUCGUCCGCGAACGGAACUCGCCGCCUCAAGCUUAACGGUCCGGACUACUUUCGAAUCAUCCUGAAUGACCCUGUCCCAGAACCACCUAGACCGUCCACGUCCCAGUUACCCUCCCAAGAACAGCGGUGGCGCACGCUCGAUGAAACCGAUUACCGGAAUCUGCAGUAUAAUCACGCGACAAACUAUCUGCGACAGCAGCUUUGCCUCCUCCCCAAUGUGCAGGUCAAUUUGUGGGCCAUUGCGGAUCCCGUGGAUGGUGCCAAGCCCUACGCUUCGCUCCCCACCCUGAUCAAACUGGCCAUUCACGGCAGCCCGCAGCGCCGGUUGACCCUGCAGGGAAUCUGCGAUGCGCUCAUCGGGCGCUUCACUUGGUUCCGAAACCAUCAGCAGGACGAUGCAUGGAAGGUUGGACUCGCUCUCCCUACGCAUUUAUCCAUCCAAUUCGUUUCUCAGAACUCCGUCCGGCACAACCUCUCCCUGAACAAAGUAUUCCGCAAGGUGCCCCGCGACAUGAAGCAAAUCGGCAAGGGCUGCUACUGGGAACUCGAUCUGUCCGGCGGGGAAGGCCACAAGCGGCCGAGGAAGCGGCGCAAGCCGGGCGCCCAUCUCAACAGCACCCCGGAGGCCGCUCCGUCGCAUGACACGGACGAAGUAGAGAGCGUGGCGUCGACCGAGGGUACGCCCCGGGACACCUCGUUUGACGAAGCGGAGCCAAGCUCGAUGGCUCUCUCCAGUCCGUACUCGCCACCGCCGUCAAAUCGGUCCGCUUCCCGCGGAAGUUAUCGCAGUCCGGAUAGGCAACGAUAACACACUAUGUGCAUGUGCUUUAAUAUGUGCUGUGCUAUGCUCUUCUGCCUGUUUUCCGGCUUUGCUUUCGAUACCGGAGCAUACCAGCUCGCUAUGUAGUAGUAUAUCCUCCUUAGAAUUUGUAUCAAAUUUAUGUAUGUAUGCCGCAAGGAUCCCAAGCGCGUUGCAGCCUCAGUCGCGACGGAUCAGAGUGCGAAA